UUGCUGUCCGCUGUCCCGCGGCAUCCUCGGCCCGCGCGCCCGCUCAUGGCCGGGAAGGUGCUGCCUCUGCUGCUGCUGGCGGUGGCGGGCCUCGUCGGCCUGCUGCUGCUCUGCGUCCGCACCCGAGACGUCCGGGAGCCGCCAGGCCUCAAGUACGGCAUUGUCCUGGAUGCUGGCUCCUCGCACACGUCCAUGUUUGUCUACAAGUGGCCUGCAGACAAGGAGAAUGACACCGGUAUCGUGGGCCAGCACAGCUCCUGUGACGUGCAGGGUGGGGGCAUCUCCAGCUACGCAGACAACCCCUCUCGGGCUGGCCAGAGUCUCGUAGAAUGCCUGGACCAGGCGCUCCGGGAUGUGCCUAAGGAGAGACACGCUGGCACGCCCCUCUACCUGGGAGCCACCGCGGGCAUGCGGCUGCUCCACCUGACUGAUCCUGAGGCCUCAGCCGAGGUCCUUUUGGCUGUGACCCAGACGCUGAAUAGUUACCCCUUUGACUUCCGUGGUGCCCACAUCCUCUCGGGCCAGGACGAGGGGGUGUUUGGCUGGGUGACCGCCAACUACCUGCUGGAGAACUUCAUCAAGUAUGGCUGGGUGGGCCAGUGGUUCCGGCCAAAGAAGGGGACGAUGGGGGCCAUGGACCUGGGAGGCGCCUCCACACAGAUCACCUUUGAGACAGCCAGUCCAGCUGAAGAUCCAGCCAGUGAGGUCCAGCUGCGGCUCUAUGGCCAGCACUACCGCGUCUACACCCACAGCUUCCUCUGCUACGGCCGUGACCAGGUCCUCAGGAGGCUGCUGGCCAGUGUCAUCCAGACCCGAAGAUUUCACCCUUGCUGGCCAAAGGGUUAUGCUGCCCAGGUGCUCCUCCAGGAUGUGUAUGGGUCACCGUGCACAGCAGCCCAGAGGCCCAGGACCUUCAACAGCAAUACCAGCAUCAGCGUGUCCGGCAGUGGCGACCCUGCCCUCUGCCGAAGCCUCGUGAUGGGCCUCUUCGAUGCCUCCUCCUGCAGCUUCACCCACUGCUCCUUUAACGACGUCUUCCAGCCCCGUCUAGCUGAGCACUUUAUUGCCUUCUCUGCUUUCUUCUACACUGUGGACUUCCUGAGGACUGUGAUGAAGCUGCGCGUGGAAACCCUGCAGGAGCUGGAGGCAGCCACGAUGACCGUCUGUAACCAGACCUGGAAUGAGCUGCAGACCCGGGCGCCGGAGGAGAUGUCCCGCCUGCCCCACUACUGCGCAGGGGCCAUGUUCGUGUGGCAGCUGAUGAGCUAUGGCUACGGCUUUGACGAGCCCGCCUUUCGCGGCGUGACCUUCCGGAAGAAGGCUGGGGACACGGCGAUCGGCUGGGCGCUCGGCUACAUGCUGAACCUGACCAACAUGAUCCCCGCCGACCCGCCGGGGCUGCGCAAGGGCUCGGAGUUCGGCUCCUGGGUCGUCCUCCUCCUGCUCUUCGCAGCCAUGCUCCUGGCCGCGCUUGUCCUGCUGCUGCGCCAGGUGUGCUCUGCCAAGUAGUAGAGCGCCAGCUAGAGGCGGGCCAGGGGUCUGUCCACAGCCCUUCCGUCUCCGCCCUCCCUGAGCCCUCCACCCCAGCAUCCAGCCCCUAACGCGCCCCGGAACAGAGACAGGGACUCGGGCUCCCACGCCCACCAUGGGCUCGGGUGGGCAAGAGGAACUCAAUCCUGCCCCCUCUAGCCCCCUCCUCUCUCGUCCCCGGUCCAGCCUCGGCUUCUUCUCAAGGCAUCUACUACCUCUCCACUUCCUGGGGUUAGGGGUCUCCAGACGCCCCAGCCUGUCUGUGGUGGUCCUCAGCCUGUGACUGUUCUCCAGGGAGUGGGGUUUUUAUUCUGACAACCAGGGCCCUCGAGCCCCCUCCACUCCGUAUUGGAGGAGGUCAGAGCCCACGGGUUGGGAGCCAGCCCAGAGCCUACCUGUACAAAUUUUGUAAU
Molecule: messenger RNA, 1943 nt
Organism: Trichechus manatus latirostris (Florida manatee)
Lineage: Eukaryota; Metazoa; Chordata; Mammalia; Sirenia; Trichechidae
Gene: ENTPD2
Product: ectonucleoside triphosphate diphosphohydrolase 2
Exons: 9
Coding region: 46-1509 (487 amino acids)
Cellular component (GO): plasma membrane
Molecular function (GO): hydrolase activity
Source: RefSeq, a predicted model, not a curated record